CCUUUCUUCGUGGACCAUAACUGCCGAGCCACCACCUUCAUCGACCCCCGGCUGCCUCUCCAGAGCACUCGGCCCCCGAGCCUCUUGACUCACCGCCAACACUUGACUCGCCAACGCAGCCACAGCGCCGGGGAGGUCAGCCCACGACGACUUGUCGGUGAAGACCCUCGUCAUGCCGGCCCUCCCGUUGUGCCGCGGCCUCCCAGCACCUUCAACUCCACUAACAGGGGGCAGUGCCAAGAUAUUGUGCCAGUGGCUUACAACGACAAGAUUGUGGCAUUUCUUCGACAACCAAACAUUUUUGAGAUUCUUCAGGAGCGACAGGCCGACAUCACCCGGAACCAUUCACUCAGGGAGAAGGUGCAGCUGAUACGAACAGAUGGAGUGUCAGGAUUGGCCAGGCUGUCAGGAGAUGCAGACCUCGUCAUGCUGCUAAGCCUGUUUGAAGAUGAAGUCAUGUCAUACGUGCCUCCUCACGCCUUACUUCACCCCAGCUACUGUCAGUCCCCUCGGGGAUCCCCCGUCUCCUCUCCACAGAACUCACCUGGAACUCAGAGAGCGAACGCCAGAGCUCCAGCUCCUUACAAGAGAGACUUUGAGGCCAAACUGCGCAACUUCUACAGAAAGCUUGAAACUAAGGGUUAUGGCCAAGGACCAGGCAAACUAAAGUUGAUCAUUCGUCGUGACCAUCUGCUGGAAGAUGCCUUCAACCAGAUCAUGUGCUAUUCCCGCAAAGACCUGCAGCGCAGCAAACUCUACGUCAGCUUUGUUGGGGAGGAGGGAUUGGACUACAGCGGGCCCUCCAGAGAGUUCUUCUUCUUGGUAUCCAGGGAGCUGUUUAACCCUUAUUAUGGUCUGUUUGAAUAUUCUGCCAACGACACUUACACUGUUCAGAUCAGCCCCAUGUCCGCCUUCGUAGACAAUCACCAUGAAUGGUUUCGGUUCAGUGGUCGUAUUCUGGGUCUGGCUCUAAUCCAUCAGUACCUGCUGGAUGCCUUCUUCACCAGACCUUUCUAUAAAGGCCUGCUGCGCAUUCCGUGUGACCUGAGUGACCUGGAGUACCUGGAUGAGGAGUUUCAUCAGUCUCUUCAGUGGACAAAGGACAACGACAUAGAGGACAUCCUUGAACUCACCUUCACUGUCAAUGAAGAAGUCUUCGGACAGGUCAGACUCUGAAAGAAAG
Molecule: messenger RNA, 1183 nt
Organism: Paralichthys olivaceus (Japanese flounder)
Lineage: Eukaryota; Metazoa; Chordata; Actinopteri; Pleuronectiformes; Paralichthyidae
Source: RefSeq, a predicted model, not a curated record